Messenger RNA from Eublepharis macularius, 7753 nucleotides. It is a transcript of the gene ARHGEF40, whose product is annotated as Rho guanine nucleotide exchange factor 40. Gene Ontology annotation, molecular function: guanyl-nucleotide exchange factor activity. Bases 133 to 4785 code for a protein of 1550 amino acids. Lineage: Eukaryota; Metazoa; Chordata; Lepidosauria; Squamata; Eublepharidae. The transcript has 19 exons. The record is from RefSeq and is a predicted model, not a curated record.
UAUCACCAGCUGUAUUCCCAGAGGAGGGCGGCUGUCUGUGUUUCUGCAGCCGCUGUUCUCACUGGAACCGUCUUCCUUGCACGCUCUCCAAGAUGCCGAGCCAAGAAGGGGCCUCCCCGCUCCUUCCUUCCAAUGUCUGCGUGGGAAGGGGGGUUGCCUCUUCCUUCUGGAGAUGUAAAAUUUUCCCUCACAGAGGCAGGCUGGCUCCAGGAACCUGAACCGGUGGAGGAAUGUGUUCAGAGCACACUGGCUGCCUUGUACCCCCCAUUCGAGGCCACAGCCCCUACCCUGUUGAGCCAGGUCUUCGAGGUGCUGGAGCGGACGUACCAGCACGACGCUUUGCGCUACACCCUUGACUUCCUCGUUCCUGCCAAGCACAUUCUGGCUCGCAUCCAGAGCGAAGCCUGUGCUCAGUACAGUGGCUUUGUCUUCUGCCACGAGGGUUGGCCACUGUGUCUUCGAGAGAAGGUUCUAGUACAGUUGGGAUCAUUGCCUUGGCAACACCUCUGCCCUGGUGACUUCUACCUGCAAGUAGUACCUCACCGGGAGUGUGCCCCGCGCCUGGUGCUGAAGUGCCUGUCACCGGAGGGCCGUGGUGUUCAGGAGCUACCUGUGCCACCAGACUCCUACCCCUUCCUUUUCACUGUUGAGUGGCUCAACGGCAUCAACAAGGAACGCCGAGCCGGACGCCUGGAGCGCUGCCUGUUGGCAGAUGGAGAAAAGGUGCUAAGCCUGCCGUGGCCUGAGCUGGUGUACCCCCAGUUUGUGCACAAAGACGGGUUCAUUGUGGGUCAGCGCUGUCCUGUGGAUUUGGCUCCUGAAGUGCUGGGGGCAAGGAGCCCAGGCGACGGGCGCCAUUCUGGUGGGGAGAACCGGGAGUCUGAGGGAGAGUACGUUCACCUCCUGGAAGUCAGCCCCACCCUGCACCAAGGACCCAGGAUUCCAGAGCCUUGCGGUGCCCAAAUCCAGACAAUGCCCACCCGCAAGGGGCACCACAAGAAUCGGAGCAGGCGCCACCGGGCCUGGCUCCACCACAAGGCUGGGUGUGGGGAGAACUUUGCCUUGCGCAAGGCCUGCAAAGCUCAAGAGGCUCAGCAGUCUAGCCAAGAGAGGAGCGCCCAGGGGGACAGAACUGAACAACGUAGAGGUAACCCUAGUCGGGCCUUGGACCAAAUGUCAAAGCCCUCCCAGGCAGUGGGUAGCCCGGGUUCUGGGCAGCUGGCGCAAACCCAGGAACCUUCUGGGGCUGAAGCACAACUGGACCUUUCUGGCACAGCUGCUGCUGCUGAGGAUAAGGGACCAGAGAAAGCAGAGCCAUCGGGGCCUGUAUACCAAGAUCCCAUCCCUUCUAGGGAGGUCAGCAAUGAAAACCCAUCUGUAGCAUCUGUGACACCAAAACACACUGCCAAAGGAAACCGUAGGAAAAAAAAAGGUGCCGGGAGAGGAGCAGGUGGCCGAAUCAGGCCGGUGGGCGACUCAGCUAACCAAGAAAUGGGAGCUUUUACUGAUCUAAAAGACCCAGAAAAUGAGGAGACCACUAGUACAGGAAACCAGGAUUCUGAGAGGGGAGAACAAAGCUUUAGUAAUGGAGAACAAGCCAUCAGCACUGAAGAAUGCUGUGCGGGCAUUGCAGAGUGUAAUGGCAUCCAAGAGAGAAGUGGCAUCACAGGAGAUGGGACGGCUGGUGCCGAGGAGCAGGGUGCUGGCAUUGGUGAGCUGGCUGUUGGCACGGGAAAAUAUAGCGUUGGCAUCAGAGAGCCAGAGGACAGCUCACAAAAAUGUUCUGCUGGCAUAGGAGACAGCAGUAUUGGCACUAGGGAAAGGAGCAUUGGCAGCGAAGACGUAAACCUUCAUGCCAAAGACCAGACCACUGCAAUUGAUGACAGCGAAGCAAGCGCAGGCAUGGAAGAGCCGAGCAUCAUGGAACGAGGCGCUGGUACAGAAGGGCAUGGCAUGGGAGAGAAGAGCUUUGCUCUUGGCAUGGAAGAAGCACCGUUGACUUUGCCAGGGAAGGAAGAGCCAAGCCAAGUCGAUGGGCAAGUGGAAGCCCUAAAUGUUGCAGCUGAACAGGCAGUGAAGGAAAUGCAACCUGCCCCUCUGCCUGCUACAGUUCGUCUCGAGCAGACUGUAGACUGGGACCUCUUAUGGUCAGGUGUCUUUGCACUAACAGGAGGAAUGGACAGGGCUGGACGGCCUUUGUUGACUGUGGUGCCUCAGCCUAUUCGAGAUGGGCUCCCCCUAGGACAAGAAGUUCUGGUUAGGACCCUGAAAUACUUGCACUCACUUCUCAGGAAAGAGCAGGCGGCCUUGGGGAUGACAGUGCUCUUGGAUCUAAGCCAGGUGGACGACUGGGCCCUCCAGGCUCCUGUGCUUUUGCCAGCCUUAAGGACAUUCCAGGAGGGUUCCCCACCACCUGUGAGUCAGCUGCUGGUGGUCCUACCCCUUGAUGACCGAUUUGUACCCCACGAAAAAGAGUUGGCCCUGGAACCUGCUGUGAAAGUGGUGGUUCUCUCUCCUUCUGAACUGCCCCGUUACGUGGCCCUGGACCAGCUGACUCCUGCACUAGGUGGGGUCCUGCACCAUUCACCAUGCAAAUGGGUGGGGGCACGCCAGGCUCUUGAGCAACUGCAGACACUCUGCUGUAGUGUGCUAAAAGCCGUGUGUGAAGCCAAAGCCCAUCUCCAGGCAGUGGGAACAGCGUCAAAUCAGAAGGAGCCAUCAGCACAAAUCGCCUCGCACCAGGAGACGAUGCAGAAACUGCUCUUGGAGCCUCAGCUCCUGGAACUCCAGCGCCGUGGUGGAGCCUUGCUGGCACAACUGCCUGUCCUGGGGCCACGCAGCGCCGAGACUGUGGCUGUCACGAAGCUCUACCAAGAGGUGGAUGAGGCCCUUCACAGUUUGGUCCAGCUCAGCAACCGGCGCCUGGAGGUGUUACAACAAGAGUGGGAAAAUACACAGGCACAAGAGCAAACCAUGGAAGAAAAAAUAAGUUUACAAGGGACUGGCGGCACCAUAGAAGAGAAGAGGCUGACUGAAAGGUUGGCGGAGGGAGCAUCCCUGGAGAGGAUGCUACUCCUGAGCCCCAAGUUCCAAGGGAAGAUUCAGGCCGUGCCAGAAGCCGUCCCUGCCCCACGGCCCCGUGCCUGCAGCAUCAGCUCCUCCUCCUCACCAAAACAUGGCUGGGGCCUGAGUGCCAGGUUUGGCUCCUCCUGCAGCCUGACCUCUCUCUUCCAGCCACACCCCAGCCCCAAGGCCUCUCCCUGUUGUUCCCCUACUCGAAGCAGUCCCCUGGACAGCAGCAAGAAAAAAGGAGGUCCUCCUGCCAGCCCCCAGAUGCUCUUGUCUCCCGCCUCUCCCCUGGCACUGCGAGCCCUGAGCGAUCCAGGACGUCCCAGUGUGCACAUCCGCGGCCUAGAGGUCAGCAGCCGUGAACUGGCAGAUAGGAGCUGUUCGCCCCGCGAGCAUGUGCUGUUGAGUCGCAGUGGGACUCAUGUUGCUGAAGCGCCCUGGGGAGCCACACCACGCACGGAAAGAAGGCGCUGUCUUGGGGUCCAACAGCAGCUUCUGGCUGAGAUGCUGGAGUGUGAGCGGGAGUAUGUGGGUGCCUUGGCCCAGCCUUUGUCUCUGGCCCCGGAACCUGGGGGACAGGUCUUGCCCGUUGAGCUGAGAUGCCUGGGCAGUGCUUUGCGGGCCACGCGGGACCAGCUGUUGGCCUUCCAUAGCAGCAGCUUCCUCAGCGAGCUGGAGGGAUGCAUGAACCACCCAUCGCGCACCGGGGGCUGCUUCCUGCGUCAUGGGGAGAAGUUUCAACUCUAUGCCAUUUAUGCCAAAGAUCACCACAAGUUCCAGGCCACCCUGGCUUCACUUCGAACCACCAGCAAGAAGGGACCGAUAGAGCUGCGUGAGCAUGGGCAAAUGGCACGCGCCUUGUGUGAGCCCUUGGAACAGCUGGAACGGUACCGGCGCUUCCUGGGUGAGCUGCUGCGCGAGUGUGACCUCGAACGGGGGCCUGACCGCCAAGCCCUGCAGGAGGCCCAGCAGCUGCUGGAGGCCCAAGAGCAGCGAGGCAGGGACCUGCUGGCUGCCGAGCAGAUCCGGGGCUGCGAGAUGAAACUGUCUGAACAAGGGCCACUGCUGCAGCGUGGUGAGCUCACCAUGGUGUGCGGGCGCCGCAAGUGCCAGCGACACACCUUCCUCUUUGAGCGGCUGCUUCUCUUCACUAAGUGCAAGGGAGCUGAGGGUGGCUAUGUCUGCAAACAGGCCUUGCAGACAGCAUCUAUGGGGCUGACAGAGAGUGUGGGGCCCAGCGGUGUACGCUUUGAGCUGUGGUUUGGACGGGGACCAGCCCGACAGGCCUACACACUGCAGGCACCCUCUGCUGAAGUCAAGCAUCAAUGGACAAGUGUUAUAGCCCAGCUGCUGUGGAGACAAGCUGCCCAUCCAGCUAUCUCGAUGUGCGUAUCCUCCUGCCCAGCCCAGCGUUUGGCCCCCCUUGGCCUUGGUCCUGGACCCCCUUCUGGGCUAUCAUUGCCUGGCCACGUUGAGGAAGAGGAAUGGGACCUAGAUGUCAAGCCUAUCCCAAGAGCUGAGACCUCUGAUUCAGAAGAAGCCUCUCCAAGCCACCGAGAACCAUCUAGCCUGGCAAGAUCAUUGCCUGGGAGUAGCUCCGCUGUGGGGCACCACCAGUCGCGUUGGGUGUGGAGUCUGCAUCGGAAGCUCUUUUCCCCAGGCAGCCACGGACGGCAGGAUUCAGUCCCCCGAGGCUCUGGGAACAGGACAGUCUGAACCUCACAGUGCCUCGGGGGGAGGGAAACGCAUGGUUGCUUGUGUCCGUGACAUGCUCCCACCAAAUUGUCUGAUGGCUCUCCCAUGCUCCCCUAUCUGCUGCCAUCCCACAGGAAUACCAAGCUUCCUCGGCCUCUAUCUAACUCUGAGAGGGCUCUGAACUGCCUGAGAGCAUCCAUCCAGUGCCUUUUCCACCAUUUUUUUGAGAAUUACUGGAGAUUACUGGCCCAGCCGAUGCUGCAGCUGGUGAGAGAGGUUAUAUGCCCAGGUAAAGGCCAAACCAAAGAGCUCUUUGUUGACCAUGGACAUGAUAAACUGGAGGAAUGUAGAACCAGCCCCCUUCAACCGGGGCUGAUGCCCAGAGGGUACUGAAUGCUCAUUUGCCUAGUGUCCAGUCCCAGGCCAGUUGGUAUUAUGAGAGAGGAAGGGAAGAAUCUGGGUGACAGCUGCUGGGCAAAUGACAGGAAUCACUCUUUGAACCACAUCCAGGUUCUCUCAAGAAGAAAAGAGGUGCAUCUGGGUGGCAUGAUGGGCAAAAUUAACAUAUUGCUACAGGACAUGAAUUUUCCCCUGCCCUCAUUUAAAGGAGUUCAGAAAUAGCCCAGAGAAACUGCAGAGCCACAUAAGUUAAAGAAAUAAUGCAGCAAUAUUUACGGUGCUGAGGUUUUCAGGGUAGCAGCUGUUAAUUUCUGAUGCCAGUGACUAAGAAGCCUAAUUAGAGCCAAGCUACGUGAUCUAGCACAUGACAGAUCUCCCAGGACUGUACCACUUCAGAAUACAAGUGGGGGACUUGCAUGUUUGGAUAUCCCUGAAGACUACCUGCACACAGAAUGGGUAGAUGCCAAAGAGAAGGCUUCAAGCUGGUAUACUAUUUUUUUUUAACUUGCAGUGAGUUUUGACAAACUAGAGUGUUCGGUAAUGUAACACCCACACAACCACCCACUAGAUUUGGUAUUUUUGUCUCCACUUGCAUCUUUCAGUUUGCUUUUGAGGUAGUAAAGCCUGCGCAUAGUGAUCUUAUGUUAUACGAAUACUUUUCCUCAUUAGAACAACAAAAAUCGUAAUAUGAACACUACUGUAUUAACUUCACUUAUACCCUAGUGGGGACCCAAAGCAGCUUACAUCAUUGUCCCCUUCUCCGUUUUAUUCUCACAACAACCCUGUAUAGGGAUAGGGUAAAGACUGGUGUGACUUGCCCAAGGUUCAAUGGCAGAGUUGGGAUUCAAACUUGGGUCGAAUGGAGAAAAUUUUGAGCUACUUCUUGGGGCUGUUUGCUCUGUGGACACCUCUGCAGUGAAGUUGCCCUUUUGUUUAUGGUAUACUGUGGCCUGGAUUAUGGGUAUUUAAAGAGCUAGAAAAUGGUGUGCUGUAUAUUAAGUUGGGGUGGUAGUUUCAGUGGGGUUUUUAUCCAUCCAGACUUCCAGGAUACAUAUGUCUUAUUUUUCUCUACAUGGUAGUUUGAGUUUUUGCUAACCUAGCUCCCUCAGCAGAAUAUGUUCAGCAUUUAAACCCAGGAUCUAUCAUGUAGAAGGUGCACAAACAUUUGCCCACAUGCAAAAGUCAUUAAAGCCACUAUGUGCAUACCUUGCUGCUUAAAAAGCAGAUAUAAGAAGCUUUAAAAGAUGCAAAUAGAGAACUAUGUGUGUGUGGCAGGGGAAUACAUUUUUGUAAAAAGGGAAUUGUGUGCAGAACAGGUAGUGUUCCUGAGAAAUUCACAACUUAGGAAUGUUUUCAAACAUGAUGCUAAAUGUGGUUGUUGUGCAAUGACAAUUUCUUCCACUUUGUUCAAAUACUGGGCUGUCUAUCCAUAUCAGCUCCAAAGAUUUUAACAGCAUAGUUGUCCAUGCUUUGGUGCAGCUCACUAUUAGAGAGUGAUAGGUUUACAACACCCCUUUCCCAUUACUUAGCAUAAAUUCCCCCAAACAGAACCACUUUUUGAUAGGCCUGGUGCUAGCUUGUCAUUUACCCUAACCACUAGAGGCAGAUCAAUGUACAAACAAAAGUUGGCAUAAUGCGCCUAGUUUUCACGGAUGAAAUGGUAAACGUGUCUGCACUGUACCAAUUAAAGGUGUAAGCUCACAUGGUCAAAUGCUCCUCCAUAUUUUUUAAAAUAAAAUCCCUCCACUUAGGAAACUAGCAUGCCAGAGAGAAGUCUAGGCAAGAACCAUUUUCUGACACUGAAUUUUCUGGGCAGGAUCAAAGAUUAUGCUGGUUGUCAUGGGGUCUACAUAGACAAAAGCCACAUUGGACAGGGGCUGUAGUAAGAAUUGGGCAAGAUUGAACAAAAAAGCUGGCUGGAUUUCCACCCACUACUUGCAAAUGGGGUAUUGUUGUAUGGAAGAGCAUUUGGUCAUAUGAAUUUACACCUGUAGACUGUGGUCUGAUGUGACAGACUUUAAUUGUAUGAGAAAAUACAUCAACAAAAAGCCUUAUACUCAAAAUGAGAGCAUCCAUAACUGUCUGUGUCGGCUUCAAAUUAGUUAAAAAAUUGUUUUAGCACUAUGUACUAAGGACAAAGUAAGGAAGGAGCUUAGGGUAAUGUUUUAUUUGGGGAAGCCAGAAGCCCCAGUCAAGAAGGGCUUUUAUACUGUUCCCAUAAAAGGGGGCCCACCACAGAGGGACUGCUUGGCUGCCUGGGAAGCCAGAGCGCUAGGGCUCCGGCUUCUGAGAAAUUAAAUAGCAUUCUUUAACUGGAACAUGCAGUGUUUGAAGAACUGCAAGCCACCCAGAGUGUUCUUCAGGCCCAGGUGUUAACAAAAGCUGUUUGGGAACAGGCCAAUUUGUAAUGCAUUUGAGGUAUGCUUUUUCACUCCAGCUGCCCAUGAACCGAAGCCUCUGUAAGGUACUAAGCAAAACACACUGGGUUUCUGUAAAUUACCAUUGCCAACUAUGUAAUCUUGUCAAAAUAAUCAGUCAGGUUUGUCUAACAAGACAUUAUUAUUUUAUAUAAAAAGCAUGCUGAACCAUA